Molecule: messenger RNA, 4373 nt
Organism: Epinephelus moara (kelp grouper)
Lineage: Eukaryota; Metazoa; Chordata; Actinopteri; Perciformes; Serranidae
Product: cold shock domain-containing protein C2-like
Exons: 4
Coding region: 415-1152 (245 amino acids)
Biological process (GO): regulation of mRNA stability
Cellular component (GO): cytoplasm
Molecular function (GO): mRNA 3'-UTR binding
Source: RefSeq, a predicted model, not a curated record
AAACCUUUUCUGGUGGUUUUAAGUGACAUAUGUGAAAAUGUAAAACCAAUCACACAUCCUUAAUAACAGAUCAGCACGAGAGCAGCUGCAGUAUGGUUAACAUCAUCAGUACCUCUCAACACUGAGCACACUGUGCCCCAACAGAUGACACACAAGUCAAGGAAUGAAGAGUCAUUUUCUGCGCACACACACGCACACAGUCGCAUCACGCCAUCGGAAUCUCCGCCAGCUGCGCAGACUCAGCAGCCCCUCGCGUCGUCACAUCAGGGUUUUCCGUCGGACUGCACGGAUUUAGUCGACUUAUUUAUUUAACAAGUCGUUAUAUAAUACACACCGAGUCAAGGCAGACUCACACACACGCGCUGAUCGUCCUCGACCCACCGGAGCAGAGCAGCCGAUGCAGCCUAAAGCCACAUGACAACUCUCUCAUCUUCCUCCAUCCCUCUCCUCACAGCCUGUCGUCCUGAUAGACUUGAAGUGACAACGCUGACCUGGAUAACUGCUGAGCCUGUGUCCCACACUGAGGCAGGCCUCUCCAAGCAGACGGACUUACAGAUACUGCAGCGGACAGACAACUGUGUCAGCAGCCCAUCAGCAGCCCAUCAGCAGCCUGUGGCUCGAGGUGUAGCAGCAGCAUCCAACACUGCAUCCACACCAUCCUCCCUCGUCCUCGUCACUGCUAACAUGGCAGACCCCAGCCUCACGUCGCCCUCCAGGACCCCGCUGCGCUCCCCCAACAACUCCCUCACCCUCUCCUUCCCUUUCCUGAGGGAGGGGAGCCAGGUAUGGGAGGAAGGGAGGGAGCACCCGCUGCCUCGGGAUUUGCCCAGCCCGCUGAUAACCAAACGCAACCGCACCUACUCAGCUACGGUGCGUGCUCACUCAGGUCCAGUGUUUAAGGGUGUGUGUAAGAACUUCUCCAGGUCACAAGGUCACGGCUUCAUCCGACCCUCCCACGGCGGCGACGACAUCUUCGUUCACAUCUCAGACAUCGAGGGGGAGUAUGUCCCGGUCGAGGGCGACGAGGUCACGUACAAAGUGAGCCGGGUCCCGCCCAAGAACCUGAAGGUGCAGGCGGUGGAGGUGAAGCUCAUACACCUCAACCCAGGGACGAAACACGAGACCUGGUCGGGCCAGGUCAUCAGCACAUAGGCCUGAACUCCGGGGGCCUGGUGGGUCAUGCUGGGCAGGGCUGGGUGGGUGAUGGUGGACCUCUCGUGGGACUGAUAACUUUGUGCUCAAAUCCUUAGUUAAAGAAAAAAGUUUUACCUGCACAGCAAAGAGUCCAGAGUUAAUAAUAGCUCGUGUGUAGCUGGUGUCCACUCAAAGCUGUCUGCUACACUGACGAAUUUGCCGUGUAUGUAAAACUGAUCAUUUAUUCACUGUUAGGAAAAAGUUUUCUUUAUUUAUAUUUUUGCCAUGAUAGCAGGAAUAAAAGUCAGAUUUGAGAUGGGAGGGUAAAGUGACCAGCGUAGCAUCAAACUUUUAAAUCUGAAAGAGCUUGUUGGCUUCAUUUUCCACAGAGUUCAGCUGUAUGCAAAGUAUGAAACACUGGGAAAAUAAACUGCAGACAUAACUGUGGUGCAGAUCUGCAAACUGAGGCAUGACAGCUGAGGUAUGUGUAAGGAAGACAGCGAUGUGGGACAAAAGGCUGAAUUGAGUUUUACUUCCCUUCUUUGCAGCUGUUAUGCACUUGUUUACUUCACCGAAGUUUCCAGGAUCACAUGUUGGGUGCAAGUGUGGGUCAGUCAGAUGACUUGUUAUUACAGCCCACACUGUUUCUACAUCAAGUGCAGACUUUGGAGCGACGAGAGGAAACUUUGAAUUUGAGAUAAUGGACGUAAAAGCAAGUGGUUUAGAGAGUAGAAGCUGAAGAGAUUUAAAGGUGCAGUGUGUAGAUUUAGGGGGAUGUAUUGGCAGAAGUGGAUAUAAUAUAAUAAGUGUGUUUGCUUUAUCUGAAAAUAAGAUUUUUUUGCGUUUAUGUUGCCUCAGAAUGAGUCGUAAUAUCUACAUAGGAAGCGAGUCCUCCUCAUGGACGCAUAAAGAGAGCUGUAUACAGCGUUGGAGGUGGGACCCUGCUCAUAUGAAAGUUCUAAGUAGUGCAUAAAACCAAAAUAAUUUGAACUGCCUUGUAUAAAAUUACCUGGAUGAUCACCUCAGCUUCUGCAUCAUUGGGCCCACAGAUCAAGCACAGUAGGGUAAAGUUGGUGUUUGUUGGAGUAUUCUUGUCCUGCCAUGUUUCCCCUCCGAUACCGCUGUUCACGGUUAAACUAGAACGACAACUGGCCACAUGUCAUGCCGACAUUAAAGGAUGUCUUUUUUUUGUCAGUGUCUGGCGCCACAAGUCACUGCCCAAGCACCGGAUUUUGACGACUUCGGAGUGAGACCAGGUUGUAUAACCGGGCCUGCCGUCAGGUGGUGUCAAAGGGUACAGAUGGCCCCAGCCCAUGACCCGUCAUGAUUUAACACCUUGCAUUAAUUUCCUUAAUCAAUGUUUGAUUUUACUUUUUUUCUAAUCAUUCAUUGGAGGGCAUUGUUUUGGCCCAGGACACACAUGACUACCUCUGCUUUUCAAAAUAAGACAACAAGGUCUUAACAGUAGAUACAAGUACAAGUAGGUAAAAAAUACUGGUGGAAAUACGUUUAAUUGGAUUAUAUUUGCAGGAAGUAUAAAAAUGUGUAGGGAUCCCCCCCCUUCCCCAUUGGGUGUGAAUGGGGAAGGGGUAUUUCCUAACAGCUGGCCUGGUUGUACGCUCAAAAAAAUGUAUCCACUGAUUUACAGAUGUCUCUUUCACAACAUUAAUGUAUGGAAAGAAGUCUACCUGGGCCCAAUGGCAUCACGUGACGAACUCAGAAGUUGUAACUCCACAGUUUAGCCACUACGAAAAUUGGCUUCAGAGCUUGGCGCACCUCCUGGGGGGCCUGGUCUUUGUCCAUAAAGCCUGCCAUGUUGAAUCACCAUUUUUCUGCAGUAGCCAAGACCGGACAAACAUAUCACUGGCUCUAAAAAGGGCCAUUCCCAGUCAAACAGCGUAAAACAUAACCUGCUUGCUCAGUGUUUUUACCGAUUUAAAUCACAAGUCCAUUUGUUUCGGAGAGGCAGAGACCUCUGUGGAUAAUUCAGCUAAUGGUAAAAACCUCGUCUGGAUCUUAAGUUAGAGAGGAAAAAGGUGAGACCACAUUAGCAGGUGCUGGGCUAGCAGCCUCUCUGCAACCAGCCAAACAGCGUUAGGGUGCAGUUAGUGUUUUUACCAGUUUUAAUCACCUGGACCAUUUGUUUUAGAGAGGAGGACACCUUUGUGGAUAAUUUGGCUUUCAGUAAAAACCUCCUGAACAAUGAACACUGAAAGAAUUCAAACUGGGAGUUCAGGCAAGUUUCAGCUGGUUGUAAUCUUUAAUCCUCACCACUAGAUGCCACUAAAUUCUACACACUGCUCCUUUAAAGUAUUUUGUUGGCGAGUGAAAGACAGUUGAAAUGGCAGGUUGACAUCGUCAGGAUGUCUCAUAACCUCCUUUUUGGGUUUCAGGUCACCAGUUUAGAAGCAUGAACUUAAAGGGGAAGUUUUGUUAUGAGAGUAAGAGUGAGAGUAAGUUGGAAGUUUGUUUUGUCUUAAACAAAAAGAGCAUGAAGGAGGAUUAAAAGAGGCAGAUCACAUUAAACCAAGCAUGGAUAUUUCAAAAAUAUGAAAAAAAAAAAAAAUUACUGUGAAAGGCGACUGCAAGUAUUUUCCUGACAAAUGCAUUUUCUCGGUUGUAACGUCUUGUUUGUGGUUAUUUAUUUUAAUUAUUUAUUUGAUGAUUGAAUCAGAUUUGUGUGUCCUCAGAUUGCAAGAUCUAUAUUUUGAUGAAUACAGUCAAAAGUUGCACUUAUAAAAAUUUGAACUUCCACUAUGAAAACUGCCAGAAAAAAAAAAAAAAACUGCUCCAGACAUCACUGUCAGGUUUUUCUCAGCUUGAAAAUUCCUGUUUUGUCCGGAGCCACAAAUCACUGAUAAAGAAAUGUGUUUGUAAAUCUUUUUCUAUUAUGAGAAAAAACAUGUAUCUGUGUGUGAUUUAUUAAGUGUAGUCAGUGUGAAGGUGACCUCCAUGACUUCAUAGUUGGUGCCAAAAGAGAUCAUUGUCAUAUAAAUGUUUGUAGGUAUAUCAGGUUCUGUUCAUGUACUGUACUGUAUGUCAUUUUCUAUUAUAUAUCUGUUUCAUGGAUUCUCUAUGCAUCUUGUCUACCUGUCAGUGUCACUGCUUGAAUAUGUUCACCAUUAAAUUUGGUUUGUUUCUGUCACAUCAACGUGAACAAGCCACUGUGGUGGUGAUCCUCAUGAUUUCUUCUACCGAGCCUUGAAAGAACAUUAAAGCAUUUUAUGAUUCACACGUCG